Molecule: messenger RNA, 1143 nt
Organism: Mesitornis unicolor (brown roatelo)
Lineage: Eukaryota; Metazoa; Chordata; Aves; Mesitornithiformes; Mesitornithidae
Gene: BDKRB2
Product: bradykinin receptor B2
Exons: 1
Coding region: 1-1143 (380 amino acids)
Biological process (GO): G protein-coupled receptor signaling pathway; smooth muscle contraction; vasoconstriction
Cellular component (GO): membrane
Molecular function (GO): bradykinin receptor activity
Source: RefSeq, a predicted model, not a curated record
AUGGUUUCCAUCACAACUGAAAAUGUUACACAAUUUUACACCAUGGCCACUCGGGAGUUCACAGUCAAUCCAUCAGAUUUCCACAAUAAAUCAGGAGCGCAUCAGCUGUAUCAAUAUAAAUGCAUUAAUCCAGAUAUAUGGAAAUGGCUACAAGAUUUUCAGCCUGGAUUCCUCUGGUUUAUAUUUAUUCUGGGAGCAAUAGAAAAUGGCUUUGUUCUCAUCGUCCUGUGUUGCCACAAGAGUCGCUGCACAGUGGCUGAAAUUUACCUAGCAAACACUGCACUCGCUGACCUACUGUUGAUCUUCGCUUUACCUUUCUGGGCCAUUAAUAUUUCUAAUAAUUUUCAAUGGCCUUUUGGCCUGUUCCUUUGUAAAGCUGUCAACAUAAUGAGUAACAUGAACUUUUAUUCUAGCAUUUAUUUCCUGACGCUAGUGAGCAUCGACCGCUAUCUGGCUUUGGUGAAGACCAUGUCUCUUGGACGGAUGCGACGAACUGUCUGUGCCAAAUGGAACAGCUGUAUAGUCUGGAUGUGUGCAUUGCUCAUGUGCACACCUGCAAUGGUGUUCCGAAAUUUACAGUAUUAUGAAGACUACAAUAUCACAGCCUGCGGUCUGGAUUACCCAUCCAGCUACUGGGAGCCUGCAAACAACUGCUUGCUGAAUAUCGUGGGCUUUGUCAUCCCACUCUCUGUAAUUACCUAUUGCACUGUGCAAAUCAUCAAAGCCUUACGAAGCAGUGAGCUGCAAAAAAUGAAGUUGGUCCAGACAGAGAAAAAAGCCACCAUGCUGGUCCUUGCUGUGCUUUUGCUCUUCAUCCUUUGCUGGCUUCCGUUCCAGAUCAGCACGUUCGUUGACACCAUCCGUUACUUUACACCCUCUCACAAAUGCCUGGAAGAAGUCAAUGACAUACUGACCCAGAUAGGUACCUACUGUGCCUUUAGCAACAGCUGCCUGAACCCCGUCCUCUAUGUAAUUGUUGGGAAGCACUUCCAGAAGAAGGCUGUGGAAUUCUACAAGGACUUGUUCCCAAAGAGGUGCAGAAAAGCACAGUCUGUGCAGACAGAAAACUCCCUGGACACAUUAAGAACUUCCAUUUCAAGUGAAUACUCAAGGAAAAAGUCUGUUUUGCCCUUACCACGAUAG